This is a messenger RNA of Lepus europaeus (European hare), 4553 nucleotides long. RefSeq names its product solute carrier family 2 member 9 (gene SLC2A9). Gene Ontology annotation, biological process: monosaccharide transmembrane transport. The transcript has 15 exons. The record is from RefSeq and is a predicted model, not a curated record. Gene Ontology annotation, cellular component: membrane. Gene Ontology annotation, molecular function: hexose transmembrane transporter activity. The coding region runs from base 760 to 2346 and encodes 528 amino acids. NCBI's taxonomy places the organism in Eukaryota, Metazoa, Chordata, Mammalia, Lagomorpha, Leporidae.
CAGACCCACGAGCUCAAGCCCAGCUCAUCGCUCACUCAUUGUGUGGUCCUGGACAAACUGCCAAGCUCCUUCCGCUGCGGCUCCUCACCUGGAAGGGAGAGGGGAACAGCAAGGCUCCGAGGGUUGCCGUGGAGAUUGGCAGAGGUCAACCCACAGAGGUCAACCCACAGGUGGCCCUGGAGGUGCUGGCUGGAUCGGCAUGGCUGCUGUCCCCUGACACCAGCACAGCCUGUUUCCCUCCGCAGAUGUCAGGCCCGACUCCUGCUGCCUGCUCUGCACCUGCCGGGGCCUGUUCAGAAGAGGCUCUUCACCCCCGCACUGAAUGCAGAGAUCAGAUCACCUGCUGUAGCAGGUGCCAGGACAUUAUUCCUCUUCACGGCUGAAUAAGAUUCCACUGUACAGGUGGACCACAUUUUGUUUAUCAUCUCUCAGCAACGUGGCAUGCAUAAAGCAGCAACAAUGACAAUGGCCAUGGCCCAGCAUCUCCGGUGACAUGGACGGAGCUCACCAUCAUCCUGUUCAUCUAGACUUGGGGCCCCACCCACCCACAUUUCAUCUGCCACUGCUUCACAAGCCUUCUCUGCCAUUCCACUUGGCCUUCCCUGGGGCCCAGUUCCCCAGGUUCACAUCGGACUCUAACGGGAGGCGACCUAUCUGUAAAACGUAUUCUGGCUGCUCUUCAGGUUGGAGCAGGUGCGGGGAGCUGUGGAGUGCAGGAACAACAACUACAACAAAAUCUGCAAAUCUGAGAAGCAAACCAUGAAGGUCAAGGAAAAGGAAGCGGCCGAAAACAGAGAAAGCCAUGUGGCGAGAAAGAAAGCGAGGUGGACCUGCUCGCUCCUGGGGGCCUCGCUCGUGGGGGCCUUCGGCUCCUCCUUCCUCUACGGCUACAACCUUUCGGUGGUCAACGCCCCCACCCCGUACAUCAAGGCCUUUUACAAUGCCUCGUGGCAGAGAAGACACGGACAGCCAAUAGGCGCGGACACGCUGACGCUGCUCUGGUCUCUGACUGUGUCCAUAUUCGCCAUCGGAGGACUUGUGGGGACGUUCAUGGUGAAGGGGAUCGGAAAGUUCCUUGGGAGGAAGUCCACUUUGCUGGCCAACAAUGGGUUUGCCAUCGCCGCGGCGUUGCUGAUGACCUGCGCUCUCCAGGCAGGAGCCUUUGAGAUGCUCAUUGUGGGCCGCUUCGUCAUGGGUGUGGAUGGAGGCAUCGCCCUCAGCGCGCUCCCCAUGUACCUGAGCGAGAUCUCGCCCAAGGAGAAGCGCGGCUCCCUGGGGCAGGUGACCGCCGUCUUCAUCUGCAUCGGUGUGCUCGCUGGGCAGCUGCUGGGCCUGCCGCAGCUCCUGGGGAAGGAAAGUACCUGGCCAUACCUGUUUGGCGUGAUCAUGGUGCCCGCCUUCAUCCAGCUGUUGACCCUGCCGUGCCUCCCUGAGAGCCCGUGCUACCUGCUGCUGGAGAAGCAUGACGAGGAGGGAGCUGUGAAAGCCUUCCAGAUGCUCCUGGGCCGAGUAGAUGUCUCCCAGGAGGUGGAGGAGGCCCUGGCCGAGAGCCGCGUGCACAGGAACACCCGCCCGGUGUCCAUCCUGGAGCUGCUCCGGUGUCCCUUCGCCCGCUGGCAGGUGGUCACCGUGGUCAUCACCAUGGCCUGCUACCAGCUCUGUGGCCUCAAUGCGAUCUGGUUCUACACGAACAGCAUCUUUGGGGCAGCUGGGAUCCCUGCAGAGAAGAUCCCGUACGUCACCCUGAGCACGGGCGGCGUUGAGACCCUGGCUGCCAUCUUCUCUGGCUUGGUCAUUGAGCGCCUGGGACGGAGACCCCUGCUCAUCGGUGGCUUCGGGCUCAUGGCCCUCUUCUUUGGGACCCUCACCAUCGCACUGACGCUGCAGGACCGCGCCCCCUGGGUCCCUUACCUGAGCACUGUGUGUGUCCUGGCCAUCAUCGCUUCCUUCUGCAGUGGGCCAGGGGGCAUCCCGUUCAUCCUGACUGGUGAGAUCUUCCAGCAGUCUCAGCGGCCGGCCGCCUUCAUCAUCGCGGGCACCGUCAACUGGCUCUCCAACUUCGCGGUCGGGCUCCUCUUCCCGUUCAUCCAGAAGAGUCUGGACACCUACUGCUUCCUGGUCUUCGCCACCAUCUGUGUCACAGGUGCCGUGUACCUCUAUCUUGUCCUGCCUGAGACCAAGAACAGAACCUACGCAGAAAUCAGCCAGGCGUUUGCCAAAAGGAACAAGGCAUACCCGCCGGAGGAGAAAAUUGGCUCGCUUGUCAUGGAUGAGAAGUCCAAUGGAAGGUCUGGUGCGGAUUCCUCUUGCGCGCUGAAUAAUGAGGUCAAAGACGGGAUUGUCUAAACUGGUGAUGUCACCCAUGCAGAGAACCAAGGGUUGCCCCACUUUUCGGAAGGCUCCGUGCAAGUGUUAACAUCCUUAACCAUUUAAAAGUAAGCCUGUGCUAACCUAACACACAGCCGAACCUCCCCGACCCCUCUGGAAGCUGGAAAGGACCGUCCUGUGUUCAGGAGACCCAGCGUUCUCCAGAGCGGUUGGCCCGCUGCUUCACGCCCUCACCCCUGCUUUCAUGGGGAAGUCGGGAGAGAGUGUUUGACUGCUUUCUCAGAGGACCACGCUGGUCUGAUGAGGGACUCGGUAGACUGGGAGUCACUGCCCGAGGUCCCAUCCCCGCUUUACCGUAAGUAGCCUGCCUUAAUCUGCCCUCACCCUAGGUCCUGCAGGGGCCCUGGGAAUUCAGUGUGAGCUGUCAGAAUCCAGUGGAAAGACUCUGAACUAGCAAACCCUGUUACCAACCUCGGCUCUCCCUUGUGGAUCUCGGGCGUAGGAGAACCUAACCCCAACCCCCUGCUGCAGGUUCUGCCUUUCCCCGGCCGUGUCCCCUGGGACUCAAGCUGUCUUCACCACAGGCCAUUACAUUCUGUGUGCUCACAAGGGCACAAAGGUCAAUGUGCAGAAGACUUAAAGAAGCAGAUACUAGAAAUAACUUGCAGUAACUGGGCAGGGACUGAAAAUCGAACUCGUUUCCAUUGAACAAAAGGAUUGGGAAUGAUUCUGAGGCUGAGCCUAGACUUGGUGGGAAAGAGCUUUGUGAGCGAUUGGUGAUGUCUACCAUGUGACAGAUUGGUGGUGUCUGUCAUGUGACGGAUUGGUGGUGUCUGUCAUGUGAUGGAUUAGUGAUGUCAAUCAUUUGAUGAAUUGGUGAUGUCUACCAUGUGAUGGAUUGGUGGUGUCUACCAUGUGAUGGAUUGGUGGUGUCAUGUGAUGGAUUGGUGAUGUCUACCAUGUGAUGGAUUGGUGAUGUCUACCAUGUGACGGAUUGGUGGUGUCUGUCAUGUGACGGAUUGGUGGUGUCUGUCAUGUGAUGGAUUGGUGGUGUCUACCAUGUGAUGGAUUGGUGGUGUCUGUCAUGUGAUGGAUUGGUAAUGUCUAUCAUGUGAUGGAUUGGUGAUGUCUAUCAUGUGAUGGAUUGGUGAUGUCUACCAUGUGAUGGAUUGGUGAUGUCUACCAUGUGAGGAUUGGUGAUGUCUACCAUGUGAUGGAUUGGUGAUGUCUAUCAUGUGACGGAUUGGUGGUGUCUGUCAUGUGACGGAUUGGUGGUGUCUACCAUGUGAUGGAUUGGUGGUGUCUACCAUGUGAUGGAUUGGAAAUGUCUAUCAUGUGAUGGAUUGGUGAUGUCUACCAUGUGAUGGAUUGGUGGUGUCUGUCAUGUGAUGGAUUGGUGAUGUCUACCAUGUGAUGGAUUGGUGGUGUCUGUCAUGUGAUGGAUUGGUGAUGUCUACCAUGUGAUGGAUUGGUGAUGUCUACCAUGUGAUGGGUUGGUGAUGUCUACCAUGUGAUGGAUUGGUGAUGUCUACCAUGAGGACAGGAGUGACAGUGUCAGCACAUGUACCUUCUGUUUGCUAGUCUAGGGAAGAUUUAUCUGAAAAUGUGGCAGACUGCCUUGAACAAUAGUGAGUCCUCAGAGCAGUCAGGCCAGGGUGGGUGCUGGCUUGUCUAGACUGUUGUUGAGUAAAGCUAAGUAUAAACUUCGGAGGAAGCUGUUGGGAGUAGCUGUCUUGAAGGGCUCUCCCUGCCUUUCCGGGCUAGGUCUGUUUUGGUUGGAGUGAUUUGCAGCCUGCCUAUGUAAUGUGUGGCUGGUGGCUUGGGUGAUACCCUAUGUUUGCCUCAAAGACAGACAAAAUGCAAAGUGCCCAUGAGUGAAUGAGGGUGCACUUGAUGUAGCCCCAGUGUGUUUGAGUUAUCUGUCAUAGAAGGAAUUGGACUAGAGAGGAAAGGCUGUGGACCUAGCAGUACCACUGGAAUCCUUUCAGCCAAAAUGCCUUCCAUCUUUGGGAUUGUUUCUGACAAAGGCAGCCUUAGCCAAAACCUGCGUCUGGUUUGCCUUUCCUGAUGAGUGUUCUUUCAUCACGGGACUGCUGACUCAGCACCCCAGGUAUCCAGCUUUGGCUUGGCCGGACAGUGUGGACAGUGUCAAUUUGGAGAGAAGGCGACACAUGGACUCAAGGCAUGUCUGAGAUCCAAAAAGCCUAAUAAAAUGUCAAUUUGAA